AAAGCUCAGUGCUGCUCCGAGUCAAGAGUUGAUACGUUGAUUAGUCUCACUCGGUGUCCGGAUACCCUAGUGAAGCAUGUAUACUCCAGGAAUUUGCAAAAAUCAAGUGUUCUGGGACUUGUGAGGACGAGGAAUUGAUACUCAUCGGUUUAAAUGAGGCCCAAGGUAUCUCCAAUUCUCUCCUUAAAAUUCAUGGUGAUUUUUGGAUUACACCGGCUGUGUUGUAUUUCGGCCCUGGAUUUUUAACCUCAACGAUAAUCGCAGUGACACCGUAGGUGAAGGAACAUAAAUUAAAAUGUUGCCACGGGACACGAGUAAGACUGACUACAUAAGUUUGAAUAUUAAUGAUCCUGGAACAUACCUGAAGCCAUCGAGAAGCCUGUGGAGACAAUGGAAUCAAAUGUCAAGGUUUCAACGAAAUGUAUUUUGGUUCCUGGUGAUUACUGUGCUUCUUUUAUUGUUUUAUCUGCUUCCUGGGGAUACGAAGAACGUGGUUAUUGACGAUGGGAAUGAUUAUGUGAACGCUAAAGUGGUUCAGGACACUCCGAAGGGGGAUAGCAUUCCCGAGGAGGUGGUGGUGGACAGUGAAAACCAGGCUGUGGGGCCUGCUGGUGGUGAGGUGAUUGAGGAGCCUGAAUUUCAGCCUGAGAUCAAUCAGGUAGAUGAUGAUCAGAUCAAUGAACCACCACAGCCCAAGCCCAAUGCUAUGGUCUUCCAUGGCCCUCAGAAUGACAGACAAAAGGCUGUGGUUAGGGCUUUCAAGCACUCCUGGGAUGGGUAUGCCGAGUUUGCCUGGGGACAUGACAAUGUUAAACCUAUUUCCAGGGGAUAUCACGAGUGGUUCGGACUUGGAUUGACCAUUGUUGAUUCUUUGGAUACUAUGUACAUUAUGGGACUCAAAGAAGAAUUUGCACAAGCACGAGCUUGGGUAGAAGAGAGUUUGGUGUUCCAUACAAACAGAGAUGUGAACCUCUUUGAGGUAACGAUAAGAGUCCUAGGAGGUCUACUAUCAGCAUAUCACCUCUCUGGAGACAAAGUAUUCCUGGACAAAGCCAUCGACUUGGGAGACCGAAUGAUGCCAGCAUUUUCAACCAGGUCCGGGGUACCUUACUCAGACGUUAACUUGGGAACAAAGAGAGCGCAUCAUCCCAAAUGGGGGCCUGACAGCAGUACCAGUGAAGUAACGUCAAUUCAAUUGGAAUUUCGUGACCUCAGCAGAAUCACAGGUCAACCCAGAUUCGAGGCUGCUGUGGCCAAAGUCUCGGAGCACGUUCACAAUUUGGAAAAGUACGAUGGCCUGGUGCCGAUAUUUAUCAACGCAAAUACUGGACUGUUCAGGGAGUAUGCGACGAUUACACUCGGGGCUCGUGGGGACAGCUACUACGAGUACUUACUGAAGCAGUGGGUGCAGACAGGCAGGACAAUUGAUUAUUUGAGGGAUGAUUAUGUGGCUGGUAUUCAGGGAACGCAGAAGCACUUGGUGAAACGAACAGCGAAAGAGAGAUUCCUGUUCAUUGCUGAAUUGAUAGGAGCUUCGAGGGACAUGAAACCCAAAAUGGACCACUUAACUUGCUAUUUACCAGGAACCUUGGCGCUGGGCGUUCACAAUGGCCUUCCCUCCGAGCACAUGGACUUUGCUAAGGAAUUAACAAGAACUUGUUACCAGACUCACGUGAUUCAGCCCACGUUCUUAGCGCCGGAAAUAACUUAUUUCAACGUUCAGGACACUGACGAGGAGAGCCAGAUGGACAUGUACGUGAAAUCUACCGAUGCCCACAAUUUGUUACGUCCAGAAUUUAUCGAGAGCCUCUUCUACAUGUGGUACUUCACUGGGAACAAAACUUAUCAGGACUGGGGCUGGCAGAUAUUCCAGGGCUUCGAGAAUUACACGAAAGUGGAGAAUGGCUACACUAGCAUUGGAAAUGUCAAGAAUAUCCAGAAUACUCGGCCCAGGGACAUGACUGAGAGCUUCUGGUUUGGUGAAACUCUCAAGUACUUUUAUCUGUUGUUUGAUGACACGAGACAGGUAGUCGAUCUUGACAGGUGGGUCUUCAAUUCUGAGGGGCAUCCUCUACCUGUUCACGAGUCAUAACAACUUACUUGGGUGAGUGGAGGUAGAUUAAUGGAGGGAAUCUUGAGGCCAGUGGCAAUGAUGCGUUUUAGAGUACUUAAGAUUUUUGGUAGAGGAUUUCUCAAAGAGGAUUCCACUUCUACUUAUUACGGUACAAUGUGGGUUAUGCACAAGAAGUUCGGACUGGAGAAUAUGAGAGUAGAAUGAAAAUAAUUGAAUACGUAUUUUGUGGAUUUUUCUGGACAACAAAAUACGUAUUUAAUUUAUUCCGUCUCUUUGUAUUUCAUCAACGGUUUGAAUAAAAAAACAUGAGACAACCCAACUUGUUACUGGACAACUACAAAUAUGUUCUGAUCGAUAGCGAUUAUUGCACAAAAGAAAUGAAAGACAACGAUGCAAAACUUAAACGAAUCGUUCAUCAAUAAAUCUAAUGUAAAAAUCGUCUUGUAAUGAAUAUUCCUUUUUGUAAAAUAUUAAAUAUGACAACAGUA
This is a messenger RNA of Diachasmimorpha longicaudata, 2562 nucleotides long. RefSeq names its product endoplasmic reticulum mannosyl-oligosaccharide 1,2-alpha-mannosidase (gene alpha-Man-Ib). The transcript has 2 exons. Lineage: Eukaryota; Metazoa; Arthropoda; Insecta; Hymenoptera; Braconidae. The coding region runs from base 296 to 2092 and encodes 598 amino acids. Gene Ontology annotation, biological process: mannose trimming involved in glycoprotein ERAD pathway; carbohydrate metabolic process. Gene Ontology annotation, cellular component: membrane; endoplasmic reticulum. The record is from RefSeq and is a predicted model, not a curated record. Gene Ontology annotation, molecular function: calcium ion binding; mannosyl-oligosaccharide 1,2-alpha-mannosidase activity.